CAACACCCCGGCUUUCCACGUAACAUUCCGAUAAAUAAUAAUCUAGAAACAAAAAUGUCUGCUCCAGAAGCCCCAAGAAGAAACUUUGGUAGAAACAACAGAAGAGGUGGUAGAAACAACAGAAGAGGUGGUGAAGAAAAAGGAUGGGUUCCAGUCACCAAAUUAGGUAGAUUAGUGAAAGCUGGUAAAAUUACUUCUAUUGAAGAAAUUUACUUACACUCUUUACCAGUUAAGGAAUUCCAAGUUAUCGAUCUCUUAUUACCAGAAUUGAAAGAUGAAGUUAUGAAGAUCAGAUCUGUUCAAAAACAAACCAGAGCUGGUCAAAGAACUAGAAUGAAGGCUGUUGUUAUCAUUGGUGACUCUAACGGUCACGUUGGUUUAGGUAUCAAAACUGCUAAGGAAGUUGCCUCUGCCAUUAAAGCUGCCAUUGUUAUUGCUAAAUUAUCUAUUAUCCCAAUUAGAAGAGGUUACUGGGGUUCUAACUUAGGUGCUCCUCACUCUUUACCAACUAAGGUUACCGGUAAAUGUGGUUCCGUUUUAGUUAGAUUAAUCCCAGCCCCAAGAGGUAAAGGUAUUGUCGCUUCCCCAGUUGUUAGAAAAUUAAUGCAAUUAGCUGGUGUUGAAGAUGUUUAUACUACUUCUUCUGGUUCUACUAGAACUACCGAAAACACCUUAAAAGCUGCUUUCGUUGCCAUUGGUAACACUUACGGUUACUUGACUCCAAACUUAUGGGCUGCUCAACCUUUAGCUCCAUCUCCAUUAGAUGUUUACGCUGAAGAAGCUGCUGCUGGUAAAAGAAGAUACUAA
Molecule: messenger RNA, 807 nt
Organism: Hyphopichia burtonii NRRL Y-1933
Lineage: Eukaryota; Fungi; Ascomycota; Pichiomycetes; Serinales; Debaryomycetaceae
Gene: RPS21
Product: 40S ribosomal protein uS5
Exons: 1
Coding region: 55-807 (250 amino acids)
Biological process (GO): translation
Cellular component (GO): ribosome; cytosolic small ribosomal subunit
Molecular function (GO): structural constituent of ribosome; RNA binding
Source: RefSeq, a predicted model, not a curated record